AUGAGGAGUGAGAAUAUCCCAAUCAGUGGCCCGAUGCUGAAAGAGAAAGCUCUUGAGUUUGCCGAAGCGUUGGGUGUCGAGUCAUUUCAAGCUUCUCAGGGGUGGAUGGCUAAAUGGAAAACCAGGUAUGGAGUAUCCUUCAAAACCAUCGCUGGAGAAUCACGGUCCGUCACUGAGGAAAUGACAGCGCCAUGUUUGGAGACAACAUUACCAACCAUUCUCUCCCGCUAUCCUCUGGAAGACAUUUUUAACGCCGACGAAUUUGGGCUUUUCUUUCAAUGCCUUCCCAAUAAAACUUUGCAUAUGAAAGGUGAUAAGUGUUCUGGAGGAAAACACAGCAAAGUUAGACUUACUGGUUUAGCUGCUGGUAAUGCCUUGGGGGAAAGAUUGCCAAUGUUUGUAAUCGGCAAGUCCGCCAACCCUCGUUGCUUUAAAGGUGUCAAAACACUACCCUGUCGAUACCGUUCGCAAAAGAAGAGUUGGAUGUCUGGAGAGCUGUUCGAAGAGUGGGUACGCGAGCUUGAUCGAAAAUUCUCUGUCUCUAAGCGAAAAAUUGCUUUGAUUAUUGACAAUUGUACCGCACAUCCUCAUGUUGAAAACCUGGAAUGGGUAGAAUUGAUCUUUCUUCCUCCAAAUACCACGUCCCGAACCCAACCUAUGGACCAAGGAAUUAUCCGCGCCCUAAAAGCAAAAUAUCGAUCGCUAGCAGUGCGGAAAUUGAUAAAAGCCUUGGACGAGGAAAAAUCGACUCCGAAGUUCUCGAUUCUUGCAGCUAUGUACAUGCUAAGGAAAGCAUGGGAUGAUGUUUCCAACAAAACAUUCACCAAUUGCUUUCGAAAAUCAGGAAUUUCCCAAAAGGAUGCAGAAAGAGCGAUCAACGAAGAUGACGACCCUUUUAAAAGUUUAACCAGCGAAGUAGAAGAAGACCCAAUUCCAACCCUCGAUGCUGAACUCUCUUACAUAAAACGAAGGUUUCCUGACCACAUUGAUCCUGACUUAUCAACUGAAGAUUUCAUUGAUUUUGACAUUGAAGUCAGUACAUCCCAUGGGCGUCUGAAGACUGCUGACAUCAUUGCUGAGAUCACUGGGACUCAAGACGAAGAAUUAGAAGAGGUCGACGAAGAAGACAAGGAGGAAGAAGAUAAGAUCACAAGACCGACGGCCAAGCAAGUGCGUACAGCUAUCAACGUCCUCGAAGACUUGAGUAUUUUUUCACAUUUUGGAGAAGAAAUGAUAGCUUCCCUGAGGGACUUGAAUCGUAAUAUCGCCAAAGAUUUUGAUAUGAGUUGUAAGCAAACAGUUAUCACCGACUUCUUUUCUAAAUAA
Molecule: messenger RNA, 1326 nt
Organism: Hydractinia symbiolongicarpus
Lineage: Eukaryota; Metazoa; Cnidaria; Hydrozoa; Anthoathecata; Hydractiniidae
Product: tigger transposable element-derived protein 4-like
Exons: 2
Coding region: 1-1326 (441 amino acids)
Cellular component (GO): nucleus
Molecular function (GO): DNA binding
Source: RefSeq, a predicted model, not a curated record